UUAUUUAAAAGUUAAUGUUGCGCAUUGGACUUUCCUUAAAUUGUUUUAAAUAACUUUUCAAAAUGUCAACAAACGGCAUUUUAUGUAAGGUGAGAAAGCUAAGUAAUAUUUUAAUUAUACAGCGCAGCUCUUGUGAAUGCCCACAAAAGCUUACAAAAACCCAAUGGGAUAUAACACAAGUUAUGGGCUGUAAUGGCAAGAAUCUAGUUGAAUAUGGUGUACUUGUGUUGAACCGCCCAAUUUUACAAAAACCUGAUUUCAUCAAAACAUUCUGGAAUAAUGCUAGUGUAAGAAUAACUGUUGAUGGUGGGACAUGUCAGUGGGAUAAAUUUUUAAAACUACUACCUGAAGAAGAGCAACAAUCUAUUCAGUUACCAGAUCUUGUUACCGGUGACUUUGAUUCAAUAACAGAUCAAAUAUUACAGAAAUAUAAAAAGAAAGGUUGUAAGAUCAUACAUACACCAGAUCAAGACCAUACAGAUUUUACAAAAGCUUUAAUGGAAUUAAAUAAAUACUGCACAGAACAUAAAACUGAGAUAAAACAUGCAGUAGCAAUAGCCCAAGCUUCCGGAAGGAUUGACCAGAUAUUAGGGAAUGUACAGACAUUGUAUCUUUCAAAACAUAAACAGUUGUUACCUUCAACUAAAGUUUAUAUAAUGUCUGAUGAUGCAGUAUCCUGGUUGUUGUUCCCCGGAGAACAUAUUAUAUUUAUACCGGAAGACACAAGGAAACAUAAGAGAUCUUGGUGUUCAUUGGUGCCGAUUGGAGAAAUCUGUGAUAGUGUAACAACAAGUGGCCUCAAGUGGAACUUAGAUAAUACAAGACUAAAGUUUGGUGAGCUAGUGAGUACUUCAAAUGCAUUCGAUGGAUCUGAAAAGGUUAUGGUUAAAUGCAGUCACACCAUCCUCUGGUCAAUGAAAAUGCCCGGCAUAUUAUGUUGACAAAUACAUUUUGAGUGCGUAGUGAAAUCGACUAGAUGAAUUGUUUUUUU
Molecule: messenger RNA, 991 nt
Organism: Papilio machaon (common yellow swallowtail)
Lineage: Eukaryota; Metazoa; Arthropoda; Insecta; Lepidoptera; Papilionidae
Product: thiamin pyrophosphokinase 1
Exons: 7
Coding region: 63-941 (292 amino acids)
Biological process (GO): thiamine diphosphate biosynthetic process; thiamine metabolic process
Molecular function (GO): ATP binding; thiamine binding; thiamine diphosphokinase activity
Source: RefSeq, a predicted model, not a curated record